AUGGCAGGAUUCGUAACGGCUUUCAUGAACCCCUUCAACUAUGUUGGUGGAGUCAGCUUCGCCCCCGAGACAGACAUACCAAACUUGGCCGGGAAGGUCAUAUUGGUCACUGGCGGAAACGCCGGUCUGGGCAAAGAAUCAAUUCUCCAACUGAUCAAGCACAACCCGAAGAAAGUGUUCCUAGGUGCGCGUUCGGAGUCAAAGGCACAGGAAGCUAUCAAAUCCUUGAAGUCGUCCGUUCCAAGCGAAGUCGACAUCACAUGGGUUCCUCUGGAUUUGAUGUCGAGCAAAUCAAUCAAGAGUGCCGCUGAACAAGUCAAUGCCCAAACCGACCGACUCGACAUUCUAAUUCUCAACGCCGGUGUGAUGGCUCUGCCUCCUGGUGAAACUGAACUCGGCCAUGAGAUUCAGCUAGGAACAAACCACACCGGCCACUUCCAUCUCACCAAGCUCUUAUUACCGACCCUGCUCAAGACGGCCGAGCAGCCCGGUGCGGAUGUCCGAGUUGUAUCGCUCUCGUCGGUUGGGCAUAACCUGGCCCCCGCAUUCGAAACUAUCCUGGAUCAAAAGAAGCUGAAGCAUGUCAACACCAACACUCGGUACGGUGCUUCAAAAGCGGCCAACAUCCUGUUUGCUGCGGAGCUCAGUAGACGGUACCCGUCCAUAACGUCGGUUUCGGUUCACCCUGGCGUCAUCAUGACUGAUUUGUAUGGGUCGAUGAAUGAGCGCUCUUCGGUCGCUGCUCUAGGACACAAGGUCAUGGGCUGUGUUGGGACAUCGGUGUCUCAGGGUGCGUGUAAUCAGCUGUGGGCCGCUGCUGGUGCGAAAAAGGAGGAACUUAGGAACGGCGCGUAUUACGUGCCAGUCGGGAACCUGAAGUCUCAAAACAAAUUCUCGAUUGAUGAAGAUAUGGGAAGACGCCUGUGGGAGUGGACUGAGACUGAGCUUCAAAAAGCCAAUCUGUGA
This is a messenger RNA of Penicillium brevicompactum, 966 nucleotides long. RefSeq lists its product as uncharacterized. The coding region runs from base 1 to 966 and encodes 321 amino acids. The record is from RefSeq and is a predicted model, not a curated record. The transcript has 2 exons. NCBI's taxonomy places the organism in Eukaryota, Fungi, Ascomycota, Eurotiomycetes, Eurotiales, Aspergillaceae.